Hyaena hyaena (striped hyena) is the source of this 7611-nucleotide messenger RNA. It is a transcript of the gene SNX30, whose product is annotated as sorting nexin family member 30. Gene Ontology annotation, cellular component: cytoplasm. NCBI's taxonomy places the organism in Eukaryota, Metazoa, Chordata, Mammalia, Carnivora, Hyaenidae. Bases 53 to 1366 code for a protein of 437 amino acids. The transcript has 9 exons. The record is from RefSeq and is a predicted model, not a curated record. Gene Ontology annotation, molecular function: phosphatidylinositol binding; protein binding.
CGCGGCGGGCACAGGAGGAAGCGGCGGCGGCGCGUCCCGAGCCGUGCGCGCCAUGUCAGGCGGGCCCCCCAAGGGCCUGCCGUCCACCGGGCCCCACUCCCUGCUCGACAUGCCGCACCCGCUGGCCGGCUCCAGCAGCGAGGAGGCCGUGGGCGGCGACAGCACGCCCAGCCCGGACCUGCUGAUGGCCCGCAGCUUCGGCGACAAGGAUCUCAUUUUGCCCAACGGUGGUACUCCAGCAGGUACUUCAAGUCCGGCUUCUUCAUCCUCCCUUCUCAACAGACUUCAGCUUGAUGAUGACAUUGAUGGUGAGACAAGAGACCUCUUUGUCACGGUUGAUGAUCCCAAGAAGCAUGUCUGUACCAUGGAGACCUACAUUACGUAUAGGAUCACCACCAAAAGUACACGGGUAGAGUUUGACCUGCCAGAAUAUUCUGUUCGUCGAAGAUACCAGGAUUUUGACUGGCUGAGGAACAAACUGGAGGAAUCUCAGCCUACUCAUCUCAUUCCCCCGCUUCCUGAGAAGUUUGUGGUGAAGGGUGUUGUAGAUCGUUUUUCAGAAGAGUUUGUGGAGACCAGAAGAAAAGCAUUGGAUAAAUUCCUGAAAAGAAUUACAGAUCAUCCUGUGCUCUCUUUCAAUGAACACUUUAAUGUUUUCCUUACUGCUAAGGACCUGAACGCCUAUAAGAAGCAGGGGAUGGCACUGCUGUCUAGAGUGGGCGAGUCCGUCAAGCAGGUCACCGGAGGCUACAAGCUGAGGAGUCGACCCCUGGAGUUCGCAGCCAUCGGCGACUACUUAGACACCUUUGCGCUCAAACUGGGAACCAUCGAUCGAAUAGCCCAGCGGAUCAUCAAAGAAGAAAUAGAGUACCUUGUAGAGCUGAGAGAAUAUGGGCCUGUGUACUCCACGUGGAGUGCGUUAGAAGGGGAGCUUGCUGAGCCUCUGGAGGGUGUGUCCGCCUGCAUUGGCCACUGCUCCACAGCCUUGGAAGAGCUGACAGACGACAUGACGGAAGACUUUCUACCUGUGCUCAGGGAAUAUAUUUUAUACUCUGACUCCAUGAAGAGCGUACUGAAGAAGAGGGACCAAGUGCAAGCAGAGUACGAAGCCAAACUAGAAGCCGUGGCCCUGAGGAAGGAAGACCGCCCCAAGGUGCCGGCAGACGUUGAGAAAUGUCAGGACCGGAUGGAGUGUUUCAACGCUGAUCUGAAAGCCGACAUGGAGAGGUGGCAGAGCAGCAAGAGGCAGGACUUCCGGCAGCUGCUCAUGGGAAUGGCCGACAAAAACAUCCAGUACUACGAGAAGUGCCUCGUGGCGUGGGAGUCAAUUAUUCCGCUACUACAGCAGAAACCAGAGGCCAAGUAAGUUCCUUCUUGGGCCCAAGACUCUUCUACCUACACAGGGCAUGGCAACCCAUACCAGGACGUCCCUGUAGUGCCAGAGAGGCGGCACUGAGAAAACAGCCACAGAAUCAUCUCUCCUCUGUGUAUUUCUUCCCCUUCCCACCCCUGCCCGCCUUCAUCUGACAGUGGUUCUCCAUUAGUAUUUAUUCCUUGGUGGAGUCUGUAAGGCUGUCAUCAUCUCUCAGCAAGAGAAGCAUGCCUCCGUGUUGUGAAGGAGCCCAUGAAAUCUGGAACACUAAGAUCUGCAGCUGAGGGACGAGACAACCAGCUGGCGCUCUGACAUCUCAUAUCAGUCUCCUGUUUGGGGACGGCAUGUUGCUUGCUGUGGAAGAGAGCCCGGGCCUUGCUUUCCCAGGACACGAGGAAGGCAGACACAGAGGGGAGCUCUCGUUUUCCAUGGACACAUGGGGACUCUGGAAUUGACCUGUGGGGGCAUCGACUUGUCUCUGCCUCGAAGGGGGUGUUGGCACCUCCGCAGGAAGUCCUUAAUGUACAGUGGCCUAUAGCUAUGAGUGUGGCCUGCUGCCUGCUUGUCACAAGUGGCACCUCUUUUGUGGCUUCUGGUUCACAUAGGACCAUUUAUAUCAGCGUCUGUUUUCCGUGCCCGAACGAGCAAGCCAGUGUCCUUGUCCUCACGCGAUACCUCGGGGAGCCGAGGGGGCAUUGCUCCCCAAACUUGUUUCUGACACUAGAAUGCAGUAGAUUGGAAACUGGUUUUUUGUGUAAAAUGGGGGGUGGGGGGGUGAGUUGCAUUUUUCUCCGUGAAGUUCUUCACUGUUUUUCUUUUGCUUGUUCGAUGUCGUCAGAGUAGAGCUUAGGCCUGUUGUGGGGGGCACGUGCUGUCUGAGGUCACAGUAGCUCCCAGAAGCCGGGGUCAGUGGGCCUAUGCCAGGCCCCGUCCCCACGUCUGCUCUGUGCAGUCUGCCUUUACCUCACCCAAACUCCUAAUUCAGCGUCUCCUACCACAUCCACAGAGCCGCCUUGCAGUGAGAGGCCGGUGUGCUGUCGUGGCACGGUGGAGUUCUGGGAACUCCGUGCGAAGGUUCCAUAUGAAGUGCUUUAACCCUUGAUAGUCCCUGGUCGGGAAGAAAAGUCAGUAUCUGGAUGGGCCUCAAAGAUGACAAGUGUUAACAGUGAGCCCUUUGCUUGUCGAUAAGCUAAAGCCUCCUCAACCUGCAGCCACAUUCCCUGGCCACCACUGGCGGCAUCUCAAGUCUUCAGACGGUCACCUUCAGGUUUGCUUUUCAAACCAACACGAAACAGACGAAGGGAUCUAUCUUCCCACUCCUUUUCUUCCCUCCUGGAGUGAAGCUACCUGUGCCACGUCUGCGCUGUCCUGCCUGUGGCUCGUCUCGCCAUAAAAUGAUAAACCUGAACCUCAGAGAGGCGGUCCGUGUUUUUGUUGUGACGCAGCCAUGCCGAGGCACUGACACACACGCAGGUUGUGACCCGCGGAUACCAGGCCACGUGCGGCGUGUCGAGGUCGCACGCUCCCACCCCCACCCAUAGCGUUGACCUCGGGCGGCCACCACCCCAAUGCCAGUGGCGCAGCAGUAGGACAGCGCAGAACAGUUCAGUUCUGUUUCAUUCGUGUUUUGACUAAGUUGCAGUUUCAAUUAGGAUUUUUGUGUCCGUCGGUACUUGCCUGCUCCGUCAGACCCCCUCAUGCCAUUCUAAAACCCUGCGAUGUGAAUUUUCAGUUUGGUACAAUUAGAAGUGAUUCAUCGAAGCAGAAGGGUAAGGACAGGCCAUCUAGCCUGAGUGGUGAAUCCGUGUUUCAUGCUACCUCUAAGCCAUCACGGUGGUGCGGGUAUGGAAGUCUGGGUCCAAGCUGACAAGUCCAAGCUUGCCGGUAGAACAGGGUGGGUAUCCACUAACGGGUCGAUGGCCCUCUCUUGAUAUUUCACAUAGGGCACUUGACUGACCCAGCAGUGAGUGCUCAUCUGGAGGAACGUGUGAAGCCUUGCCUUGUGGAAUGUGUGCUUUAAAAAUGUUGUCCAGUGUCACAAGUGCUUGGAAAGAAUUGUGAAAAGAAUUAAUGGAAAGACUGGGAUCUCGUCUGCCACGAGUUGCCAAGCCCAGGAGCAUUCCUGUGGAAAGGUUAGUUGGAAAAGAAGGCAACCCUUCAAAAGAGUCAUCGGGUUCCUCACGGGGACAUAUGGGAAGGAAGUGAAGAGGGGACACAGUCAUUCCUUAUGUUUCUGGAGGCUGAAGUCUAGUCGGAGGGUACUCAGCCAUUGUGGGGCUUGUCUUUCUCCACUUGUUCGCCACGUGAUAUUUCUGUGCUUUAAGACACCAGGGAGGCUGGGACACUGACACCCGAGCUGGGAUAACCAGUGUGUACUCAGACUUCCCUGGAGAAGGGACCCUUGCCCCUUAUUUCAGGCUGGCAUCAGAUGAGGUGAGGAGGCCCAGGAAGAAGGGACGGUAGGCAGUGAAGGAGGCUCCCCGGACCUCGCCCACCCCCACGGCUCACCCAGCCUCUGUGAGUAAGGAGUGCCCAGCAUUGGCCCCUUCAUCUCCGUGAGCAUGAAGAUGAUUCCCUGUGAGAAGUGUGACUCGGAGAUUUCUGUGCCAAAGACUGCCUCGUAGAGGCUUCACCAUCCUUCUUGGCUCCACAAAGUCAUGGUGCUGAGAUCACUGCCUCCUCUCUCAUAUUUAUGACCCAGGAGGCUUUUGCCUGGGGACACGCUUGACCUCGGGCAGACAGAUUUGGACAGGUUUUGAGUCUUGAGCACACGGCAGCAGAAUGCAGAGGGAUCCCUGUCAACUGUCCCUCGGGUGUGGGAAGGAAGGGAAGGGUUCAUUCACCCAGGUUAAAAAUCCAGGCUAAGGCAGAAGAGGAGAAAAUCCCUAGAAACUGAGCAGAUUUUAGAGAUGCACUUGCACUUGAUGUUGAAGAGAGCAGUUGUGCUUGGUGGCAGAUAUGGACUGCUGUCUUCCUUAUCAUAUGGUGGGGCCACAAGAAGAUUCUAGGCUACUUUGCCCAAAGCCAGAAAUCCUCUGUUCUUCCUGAACAAGGAGGGAACACGUUACACAGCCAGGUUUGGGGUUGGGUUUUGUCUUUUAAUAAGACUUAAUAAUGAUUCCCAGUGACCUCAGAUAAGUGCAAUUAUGAAGAUGAUUGGCUCAUAUUUCACUGUGCUGCUCGUUGAACUCACCAGUCACCUUCCUUUAGGUGAAACAACAAAAGCCAGUACGACCCUGGGGGGGCCGUGGUGAAUGUAGCAUUAAGUUUGUCUUCAUGCCAAAUUUCAGCCACACCUGGAGCAUGUUCUACAUGUUAUUGAAGUAAAUGUUUUAUCGAGUCACCAUCCACACAAGGGCUUUAAAUGAACACUUGUCACUCAGUUCUUGUGAGGCCACCUUUGUUUUGAAAUGACAGGAAGUCCUGCUUUAGAGGAGUGUAUGGUGGCCAGACGGCCAUCUGCUAGUGGAGUUUUUCUCUCUGGCUGGUGGGUGUCAGCCCAGGCCACACCCAGAGUUCCAGUGAUUGGAGCCUGCCGUCAAUAGCAUUGAAAUCGGGGGUCCCUGGCCUUGUCUUCAUGCCGUUCAUUAGAUGGCAGAGUAGUCCUUCUCUACGCUCUGCCCCGAGAGGCAGGAGAGAGACACCCAUUGCAGCCUCCCGGGCCCAUGUCGGCUGCGUCUGUUUGGGUGUCGAGCUGAGGUAGACCUGGCCUCUCCUCUGGCUGCGCUAAAGGGUACUUCCGCUCAGAAGAGAGGCUGCCUAUGGUCUGGGCAGGGCACAGCAAGCCCACACCCCGCUUCCCGGAUGCCUGCUUUUAAAGGCCCGUGGAAGCUGAGCAAUCUGAUUGGCAGGCUGAAGUAUCACUGCUUGGGCCGUCCCCAUUUACAAAACAUUUUGGGGGUUUGGGUUUGGCUUCUCACUUUCAAGAGUCCUCGAGACAGCAAGAUUGGACACGGCCUCUUACGUUUUCUCCAUUCGGAUGGCAGGUGGCAUUUAUCAGUAAAUCUGUGUAAAAUGUCAUGCCAUGGGUCAGACUGACCUAGCAAGCUGGGUGCAUUGGAGUUGUACUCUGUUUCCUCCUGGUAUUUUUGAUUUUGUGCAUAAACCGAGAACCUGAGUUUUCAGCAGCCCACCCAGCAGGUGGUUAGCUUUCUGCUUUAAGGGUGUCUGGCCUCCCUACAGCUGCCCUGAUGAGAGCGCGCACAGGGCCACCUGCGUUAGGAAAGAUGAGGGAAGGUCUUUGUCACAGGGAGCUUGACCGGUGUUUCUUAAUCAUAUGUUUGAACUGCAUUCCAGGUCUGGCUGUCUAACCCUUUCUAUGUGGCAGAAAAAUAUGUUAUUCAGGCAGUUUUUACUACUAUAGAUAAGCCUGUAAAUAAGUGCUUUGGAAAAAAAUAACUUUAAGAAACCAGUAAGAUAUUUGUUUCAUACAGAAACAUUCUGUUACUUAGCACUUGAAAAUCAACAAAUCCAGACUUUCAAAAAUGCCACAGACUGUAGCUCUACUUUUUGAGAAUUUUCAACACUGACUAAUAUGCCUUACUCUUCAGCUAGUGUGUUCUAGAUUCUGGAUAGAAAGAAUUUUUUAGAAACGUAAUCAAUUGUUCAGCUUAAGUGCUAGAGGUCUAACGUAGCCAGUCCUCAACCCUCUUAAAGAAAUAAGAAAGUGAAGUUCAUAAUUAGGGCUGCCUUUUGGGAGGAGAAAGCUAAGUAUUGCUAUUGCCAAAUGAUAUUUUUGAUAAUGUAAGGAAACACAGGGACCACUGACCCAUUGUGUGUGUGUGUGUGUGUGUGUGUGUGUGUGUGUGUGUGUGUGUGAAAUGUGAAAGAUUAAAUUAGUGCCUUUUGGCACACUCUUGAUUGUAGAGGAUAUAUAUGGUAUCGGCAUCGACAAAUCACGUAGAUACAGAGAACUCUAGAUUAUGACAAUAUUAAUGGUUUGCCCCUUCUGCGCAACAGCUUUUUAAAGGAUAAUUGGGGGCGGGGUAGGGGCCUCAAAGCAGCAUGUUUCAGAUAGAAAUUUUCCACAGGUUGAAAUGCCAAAAACCUAAACCCCAUUGUGUUGUCUCCCAUACUUUAGUCCAUUUUAACAGAGCUUUUACUAUUAAAACCAGUGAUGGAGUAUUGCAACACGCACGUCCCCAGACAGCGCCACCCCCUCACCAGGUGAUUCUGGGCUCCCUGUACACCAGGUCAGAGCAGGUGACACCUGUCUCCACCCCUGAGCAACAGGUUGUUCACAGUCUCAGGCCAACCCUUCAGUCACAGUAGUACUGGAAGGAGAAAAGGGCGGUGGCUUUUUUCCCCAGUAUGGGUACGGGGAGGGGAAAGUUGAUGGCGGGGGAGGGGAAGGUCGAUGGCAGACAAAAUGUGAAUCUGUAUGAUAAAAAGACACCUGUGUCAGCUGGGCCUUCGUCAGACAACAAACCAGCAGCUGUCAGAAGUCAGCACCACACCUGGAUACCCCUGAGGUCUGGUCCUGUCCCAUGGGCGGCCCCCGCCCAUCAUACUUCCGUGUGCCUGAUCGGUCCCUCGAUGUCCGCGCGUUGGGAGCACAUUGAGAGAUGAUGUACAUCUGAUAUAUUCCCAUAAAGUAAACUGCCAGCAACCUUUCUAACUUGUAUUUUAACUGUUGAAAAAGAGAUUCAAGACUUUUGCUUAGGUCAUGUCCAAAGUAUGGACUGUAUUUCUUAUUUUUAGAGAUCAUUCUUCACAUUUAAAAUUUUAGAAGAACCGCCCCCCUACACACACACACACAAGAUAUUGAUGAAGUCCUCUCCCUCCGUGUGUGUUCUCUCCUCUCCAUGCUGCCAAUAAGCCAAAUCAAAAGCUGUGAAAAAAAAAAAAGUGCUCAAGAAUGUGUGUAGACGAGAAAGAGAUUUAUUUUCAGGUCAAAGUCUGUGUUUCACGAAGCUACCAAACUAUAAAAAGAAUGUCACCUUUACUUUUUCCCUUUCUUUGUUAUGGAACCCAGAGAUUGUGAAAAGAAAAAAAAAAGAGUUUUUGUUGCAUUUUUUGAUGCUGGCACGAGGUUUUUGUCCACUUUUUUUUCAUAUAUCCGUGUAUUAAAAAAAUUCUGUCCACUGUUUACUAUGAAAUUAGUAUUACAUUUUGAGGUAAACAAAAGAAUUUGUAUUGCUUGUUAACUAUUAGCUUGUAAAUUUAAAAGAUUUCUUUACCUCAAUUAACUUAAAGUAAUGGACCAAUAAACCUAUGAAUGAUGCUUUCUUUACCUUGAA